AUGAAGACGUUUCCUCCCUCCGACACCUUUUACUGGUACAAGAUUGAAGACGUUUCCUCGUACCGAGGUGGCUUGGAGCUGUGGAACCAUCAUCAUUAUCAUUUCCAACCGGAACACGACCUCAUACCUCAAGCAAGGCCUCUCUUCCACCAAGAUCUUUAUAGCUCCGCGGAUGCUCUAGGAGUGGGUCUAACCACCGUGUCUAACGAUCAGUCACCCGCCUUCCUGGUGAUGGCAUCGGCCGUGGGGAGUGGAGUAGCAAGUGGAGCAGGAAGUGGAGCAGGUGCGAUUAGCUGCCAGGACUGCGGGAACCAGAGCACUUGGGUUCCCGCUUCCAAGUGCCGCGAGAGGCAACAGCAACUCGCCUCUAUCCAACAACAACAGCUUCUUGCUGCUGAUGUUCCCAAGCGCCAUAGAGAUCAUGCCUGGUGGCUGGUAGCAGCAGAGGAGGAAGACGAAGGAUGA
This is a messenger RNA of Arachis ipaensis, 465 nucleotides long. Lineage: Eukaryota; Viridiplantae; Streptophyta; Magnoliopsida; Fabales; Fabaceae. The record is from RefSeq and is a predicted model, not a curated record.